AUGUCCGCGUUCUUGGUCGCGCCGGCGAAUGCUCUCCUCCGCCCUCCUCAAUUCCCAUCCUGUUCCUCCGCUCGGGCCGACGUGGUGGCAUCCCCUGUCAUCCCCCAGACGGAGGAGCAGCGAUGGCGGCAGCUGCUGGUCCCGCUGCUCGCUGGCUGCCGGGACAUUCCUCGGCUGAAGCAAAUCCACGCCCUCGUCCUGAGGAGUAGUACUACAUGCAUCCCCUCCGCCGCUUCCUCGGCCAGGGACUUCAUCUUCCUGUACAGUCGCAUCCUCCACGUCGCCGCCUCCGACGCUGCCGACCUCCACUACGCGACGCGGGUCCUCAAUCACCUCCUCCUCCUCGACGACUCCGGCGCCGUCCACCUGCCCACCGCCUCAUCCUUCUUCUGGAACACCCUCAUCCGAGCCCACGCAAGGUCGUCCCACCACCAGCAUGCUGCCGUCGACCUCUACCGCCGCAUGCUCCUCGACGGCCGCGUCCCACCGGACAAGUACACCUUCCCCUUCGUCCUGAGGGCCUGCGCCUACCUGUUCGCGCUCCCCGAGGGAGAGCAGGUCCAUGGCCACGCCGUCAAGCUUGGUCUCGCCCCCGACGUCUACGUUGCCAACAGCCUUGUCCACUUCUACGCGACCUGCGGACGCCUGGAGCUCGCCUGCCGGAUCUUCGACGGAAUGAGCAACAGAUCUCUCGUGUCCUGGAACGUCAUCAUCGAUGGUUUCGUCGCCGGUGGCCGCUACGAGGACGCCCUAGACCUAUUCCGGGAGAUGCAGCGCGAGUUCACCCCGGACACUUUCAGCAUGCAGAGCCUCAUAGGCGCCUGCGAAGGUCUGGGAGCGCUGUCUCUGGGAAUGUGGGCUCACGCCUUCAUGUUGAGGAGGUGCGGCGGCGAUGUGCCCGGCGACGUCCUGGUCAACAACUCCCUUCUGGACAUGUACGCGAAAUGCGGCUCCCUGGUUCUAGCACGUCAAAUGUUCGAUAGAAUGCCGUCCAGAGAUGUGGCCUCCUGGAACGCCAUGAUUCUUGGCUUUGCCAUGCACGGCCUCGCCAAGGAGUCGAUUCAGACUUUUGCAAGCAUGCAGGAAGAGGACGGCGUGAAGCCCAACGAGAUCACCUUCAUCGGAAUCCUCAGCGCGUGCAAUCAUGGAGGUCUGGUGAGCGAGGGCCGCACACACUUCACCUCCAUGGCCAGCGUGUACGGAGUCGGACCCAGGAUCGAGCAUUACGGCUGCAUGGUGGACCUCCUGGCCCGUGCCGGGCUCGUCGACGAAGCUCUGGACCUCGUCUCCACGAUGCCCUGCAAACCCGACGCGGUGAUCUGGAGGAGCCUCCUUGAUGCUUGCUGGAAGAGCAAGGCCGGGGUGGAGGUCGGCGAGUCGAUGGCGAGGAGGGUUUUCGAGAUGGAGGAAGAAGAGAGCUUGACCAGCGGCGCCUUCGUGCUCCUCUCAAGGAUCUACGCCUCCGCCAACCGAUGGAACGAGGUAGGGUUAGUGAGGAAGCUGAUGAGUGAACAGGGGAUCAGGAAAGUCCCAGGCUGCAGCUCCAUAGAGGUGGGCGGCGCCGUCCAUGAAUUCCUCGCCGGAGACACCCGCCACCCCCAGUCGGAAAAGAUAUACGCCAUGCUGCGGGUGAUGGAAGAACGGGUCGGGCUUGUCGGCUACGCCGCCGAUCUGUCGCAGGCGCCGAUGGUGGCCGAGCACGACGACGAGCGCCGCCGCUCGCUGCGGCUCCACAGCGAGCGGCUCGCCAUCGCGUUCGGGCUCAUCAGCGCGCGGCAGCCAGGGGCGUCCAUCCGCAUCUUCAAGAACCUCCGCGUGUGCAGGGAUUGCCACGAGAUGACGAAGCUCGUCACUCUCGCCUUCGGCGUGGAGAUCAUCGUUCGAGACCGCACCAGAUUCCAUCAUUUUAAAGAUGGUCUCUGCUCCUGCGCGGAUUACUGGUGA
This is a messenger RNA of Spirodela intermedia, 1944 nucleotides long. Lineage: Eukaryota; Viridiplantae; Streptophyta; Magnoliopsida; Alismatales; Araceae. The record is from the annotation of a GenBank genome assembly.